AUGCGCCAAGAUGGCAGAGAUUACAGCGAGUUGGCAGUGUACGCUGAGUCAAAGCUGAGUAACAUACUGUUUACUUUUGAAUUGACUCGACGUCUCAAUAAGCACAAUGUGCUGGGCGUGACUUCGGUGGCUUGCCACCCCGGCAUUACGUCCACGAAUCUGCUAGCCCCUGAUGUAUCGGCCGGAGUACUUCCCAUCUUGUACGCUGCCACCGAACCCGAUGUUGAGAGUAAUGACUACGACAGCCCUGAUUCAAUUGUGCGUCAAAGAUGUCUAACAGCGACACGACAAAUUCUUAUAGUUAUGGACAUGACAGGUCACCACCUCAGUGGAGCUGAUGCGUCAUUAGAGUAUGAUAACGACCUGCUUCUGAUGGACCACAGUGACAAGGUGGUUUCGGACCCUUGA
This is a messenger RNA of Peronospora belbahrii, 408 nucleotides long. The record is from the annotation of a GenBank genome assembly. NCBI's taxonomy places the organism in Eukaryota, Oomycota, Peronosporomycetes, Peronosporales, Peronosporaceae.